GGCUAUUUACACAAAUGUACCUAUAAUUAACACUUGGACAGCGUUGAAGAGCGUUUCAUAGUGUUGGGUGUGGUAUUAAUCGGCCUAAGACAACAAACAACUACGUCAUCAAUGAGCUCAAGCCUUUCGUAGGGCACCUUGCGUCCAAACCCACUAAGGAAGACCAAGUCUCCUAUAUAAGGAAGCCUAAGCCCUCCAAGAUAGGGACUUCUCUUCCUCUCCUCUUCCUUUUCCCCUCAAGGUUUUUCUCUAUACUCUCUCUACUUUCCCUACAGACUAUAGCUAUACCGCACUAACUUGACCUUUGGAGUGUAGAUCACAGGAGUCGCCCCCCUCCUUUUCACAAACUCCUCACCUCCCAAAGAGAUCGAGCAAGGGAGUCCAGAUCGGAGCCCCAAUUACUAUUAUGUUAGCCUCGGGUACUUUUCCGAGCCAACACGUAGGCAUACACUUUUUCAUAAGCCAUUAAAAUGUUGAGUAAAAGUGGCGGUGUUUCGCUUUUUCUAACAUAUAUCUUGUGUAUCUAAACUCUCUCUACCUUUACUUUCUACACUUUUCACAAACGUCUAUCCUAACUGUAAUUGUCAUAUUAUGAACCGAGGAUCAUAGCCACCUCCACAAAUCAUACAUAUUAUCGUUAAAUCCAAAACGAACUAAAAUUCGAAUCAAAAUGACGACAUUGGUUGUCAACUAACGGUAAAAAAACAUCCCCGUAAACCCUCAUCCCCCCUCCCAAUGAACAACAAAGCUAAUUUCUUUUUGUCCAAAUACCAAAUCGUUUUCCAUGUACCAAACCUACUCGCAUAAACAUUGUGCAAAGUCGUCAUGAGAAUUCAAAGGCAUUUGGUCAUAUGUUCCACGAUUACCAUGGCCUUUGUAAAAGGUACUAAGCUCUCAAGUCUUAAACCAAAGGCAUAUUAGGUGGAGCCCCAGAUAAGAUGCCGCGUUUAAUGGGCGCUUAAAAUAUUCCCUGCUGUCACACCAGUCACGUAUUCCACAUGCUAAAUAUUUUCUUAAAAACUUUUAACGCAACCAGACCCCCACACUUCUACAGUAAGAUGAAGAUGAUCCUCUACCUAAAACUCGGACGUAUAGAAACCAUGGUCCAUUAAACCGUACCGUACCGGUUCAACCACAAAAUACUAAUAUCGGAGGCUAUUCCGAUAGGCGGUAUUCAACAAUAUUAAUAGUUGAACUACGAUUCAACCACGAUUUUACCGUAAAAUACCCUACUAGUAAAUUUUCCAGUACGGUUUCAUGGAACAUGAUAGAAACACUCAUAAAACUUUAACGUCAACCGUUGACCGGAGGGCAAUAUCGUCCAUUUGUCCUAUAGCAUUAUAAUUCUAAUUUGAUUGACAGAUAAACGCGUGGGCCCUUAUCUACUCGGCUUCACGAAACCUUGACAAACAGAUUGGGCUUCCGACUCAGCAGUCUCUACCCCUGUCUUCCCCAAAACUAAAUAUCAUCUUCUUCCUAUAAAUCCCCCUUCCCAUCUUCCCAUUCAAUCCCCUCCCUCCGCCUGUUUAGUGUUCAUCAAUCCCACAACUCCAACCUCCCAAAAACCUGCAUUUCCUUUCCCCCCCACCAUCUCAAUCUUUUCCUUACUGCCAUGGAUUCCUACAGCAAAAGUUCCUCCCCUUUCGACUGCCUUCUCUUCGAUUUGGACGACACCCUUUACUCUUCCAAGAUUGGAAUAGCCGAGGCUCUCCGGAACAACAUCGACGAUUUUCUGGUUGAGAAAUGUGGAUUCUCCCAGCACAAAGCUCCAAGUCUCCGAUCGGAGCUCUUCAAGACUUACGGCAGCUCUCUCGCCGGCUUACGGGCGUUAGGUUACAAUAUCGACGCCGAUGAAUACCACAGUUUCGUGCACGGAAGAUUGCCUUACAACUUGAUCAAGCAAGAACCUCAACUACGCAACCUCCUGAGAAGUAUCCCCCAAAGGAAAAUCAUAUUCACGAACUCGGACAGGAACCACGCAAUCGCGGCGCUGAAAAGGCUAGGAUUGGAAGACUGCUUCGAAAAGAUCAUCUGCUUCGAGACCAUGAACCCGAACCUGCCCAACUCGACCCGACCCGACCAGUUCCCGGUCCUCCUCAAGCCCUCCAUGGACGCCAUGAAAAUCGCCCUCCGCGCCGCCGACGUCGAUCCCCGCCGCACGCUGUUUCUAGACGACAACUCCCGCAACGUGGCAGCAGGGAAAGCUCUGGGCCUCUCCACCGUCCUGGUAGGGAAGACGGUGAAGAGCCCAGAAGCGGACUACGUGCUGGAAAAGAUCCACAAUCUGGCACAGGUGGUGCCGGAGAUCUGGGCCGCCGCCGCCGGCGAUCGGAUCAACCGGAGCAAGAGCAAGAGCGAUAUGGAUUCGAUUCUCGUUACCGCCGCGGCCACCGUGGGGGCCUAAUCGGAAGUCGGAACGGUACAUAGAUGUAAACAAGUUGCUAGAGUAACGUGAUGGGCGUGACAAAUAAAGAAAAAAAAAAAGAACAAGUUGUACAUGUGAUGUGUAUUACUAAUUAAUGGGUUUAAUGUAAUGCCCUGUUUGUAACGAGGUUCCAUGGUGUUGAAGAAGUGGAAAUAAGAAAUGUAAAGUUGCUUUCUAGAACCUUCCUGGGUUUGUUGUUAUUUUGAUAUGAUCGAUUGUUAAGAAGCCUUGGGUUGGUGUGGGGAAUGGGAUCACGAUUAAUAUGCAUUAGGAUAUUCCACCAAUUUGUUCGACCAAAUUUGACCGCACUCAAGCAUAUGCCUAGGAAGCAUGUUAAUUAGGUAAACGGGAUGAAGAAUGCAAUCAUUUCAUUAUUGUAAAGGAAGCCAAACUACCAAAAGGUAAAGAUAGUCUAACGGUAGCACCGCAGCAACAAAGAUUUGAGAGUUGCAGAUCCUAUGUUUGAUUCAAGCGAGUCAUAUUGGUGUUUCAGGAGGUAUGAGGCUGUUGGGGAAGGCCCCGUUGGCGUCGAAAUUGAUUGCAGGUGACCCUCAGAUUUAGUAAGUUUUGCUGUCACAAAGUGACACGUGAGGCUGUGGUUCAUAGGUAAUAAAAAAAAUAAUAAAGGAAGCCAAACUGAAAUCUAAGUGAUCUUUUAAUUUUAUGAAUGUGUUGAUAUUUCCUCUUCAUUUUAGUAUUUUGUUCAUUUAUCAUUUUAUCAAAUUAUUUGUGAAGUAAUAGAAAGUUUUUAACAAGCCCGUGUUGAUAUUUCCUCUUCAUUUUAGUAUUUUGUUCCUUUUAUCAUUUUAUCAAAUUAUUUGUAAAGUAAUAGAAAGUUUUUUAACAAGUCUCGAGUUUCAAUCUUAUAUUGCAUCAAAAAUAUCCAAACUGAUGUGAAUGGUCAUCCUCGAUAAUAAGAAAAUAUGUCAAUUCAUAAAUAAGAUUAAAUAUAUAAAUGUUCCAUUAGAAAAAAUACAAGAAAAUACAAAAGUUUAUUCCAAUUGAAUCGCAGAUGAAUUUUGUUCUAUUGACAUCCACGUCUAUUUGCAUCGAAAUUACUAUAAUCACAUGGAAGGGUGACUCGAACCACAAGAACCACAAAUUAUCACCAAAAGCUUUAAUAAAAUUAGUUGUGAUAAAUAAUAAGUUUGUUCAGUCCACUUCAUAUUCCAAUAUUUCCACCAACAUAGGAUUAAACAAUUUGAAUCAACAACAUAAUUAACUUAAGUAAGAAUGCAAUAUAGACGUCUUAUUAGUGGAAUCUCAAAUGACACGCUAAGUUCAUACGCUGCCAAUUAGGAACGGUAGUUGAGUGAGAGAGAGGCCAAUAUUAUAAUAAGCCGAUAUAUAUAUACUCACUCCUGCAUGCAGUUGCUUUCAAUUGUGUUGAUCUAAUCGUCAUUAGUUUUUUUUUUUUUUUUUUUGAAAGAAUCGUCAUUAGUUUUUAAACAAUGAAUCAUAAUCAUGUCCCUCUCGAUAUUAAAUGAUUGGUGGAAGGAUAAGGACGUAUGGUUCAAUCCCAUCAGGACCUCUCAGAUGCUCGAUUCUCGUGGUUGAUUAUAAAAUAAAAUCAAUUAC
Molecule: messenger RNA, 4003 nt
Organism: Linum trigynum
Lineage: Eukaryota; Viridiplantae; Streptophyta; Magnoliopsida; Malpighiales; Linaceae
Source: the annotation of a GenBank genome assembly